Molecule: messenger RNA, 1652 nt
Organism: Eriocheir sinensis (Chinese mitten crab)
Lineage: Eukaryota; Metazoa; Arthropoda; Malacostraca; Decapoda; Varunidae
Exons: 3
Coding region: 583-1059 (158 amino acids)
Source: RefSeq, a predicted model, not a curated record
GGAGAGAGGCAGUGAGCAGGUGGCCGCGGGAGAGAAGGUUUCAGCAGCAGGAGGAUCAAACUUUAGAAGGAUCAGCUUAACAUAAUAGCAUCUCUUUUGGCUUGCGUGUUAUGGGUUCCGGAUAGGUUCUGAUUCUCCUGAGUGCGUGUGUUUUGUUUUUUUAGUGAGAUUUGAUUCUUCGCCUGUUUGGAUUUCGGCAGGUGGAAUUGACUCACCGUCUAGCCACCUGCUAAGCCCGCGAGCCCGCCUGACGUCACUGAGGAGGCAGCCAAUCCCAGCUUGAAACGUGAGGGCCACCCGCCACCCCGGCCAGCCCUCCGCCCCGCCCCCCACCGUCCCGCGGCGAACAUAUAUCCGCGCGGGGCCAUUCCUCCCAUCAGUAGACAGUCAGCCCUCAAGUAGUUUGUACGUGGCGUCGUGUGCUGCCCGCCUUGAACUAAACUAACGGACUUACAAACGGUGCGACCAGAACUGUGACUUGAACCUCCAGACGUGACCUGAGUGUUGCUGACGAAGUACAUCAGAACUCCUUCGUCGGUUUCCCUCGCCACCACCAAGCUGUCGCCCAACCCGAGCUCCGCUAUGUGCUUCAACAAUAUGAACGGACCUCCGCAUGUGGAAGUAGCAGGGGUUGCGACUCUCUGCUUUGACGAGGAGGGGACGUGGUUCCAAGGCUCCAUCACGUCCGAAGAUGAUACGCAAUACGCCAUCUACGGCACCAAGUCCAAAUGGGCCACGCAGAACACAGAUGACUGUGGGUGUGACGCCGCCGGCGGCAGCCAGGGCAUCCCCGUCACCUUCGACAUCCGCGUGGUGGACUGCGAGGUGGGCGAGGAGUACAGCCUGCGGCAGGUGCACGGCCGCAACGGAGAGAUCUGCACCUUCUCCUGCGCCGCCGUCAGCUUCACCACCGAGAAGGUGUUCCGGGGCCAGCGCGCCGACAUGGUGGCGCAGCGCUGUCUGGGACGCAAGAUGAGCGGCCGCUACAACCACGUGUACCGCGGCCCCAUCCGCCUGCAGUGCGUGCCCACGCGGCGCGACGCCCCCUGGGUGAUGUGAAUCGCCCCCCCACCCCCAGCCCCGACUCAGCCGUAAGCCACGAGCUGCACCCACUGCGGCACUACUGGGCGUGGUGCCGCUGCGCCCCGCCAAGAUUCCGGCCAGGCGCGCGGCGCCAGCGGAUCAGCCUCCCUCCCUGCCCGCUACUGCCGGGCUGACGGGAGGUCGAUCAGGUCGACAGCAGGAGGCCAGCAGCCCCGGUGACCACCAGUAGGGACAGCACGCCGAUGGCAGGUGUCCUCGCCAUGUUGACGCAGGACUCUCCGUCCCGGCAGCUUGGCCAAGGCGGCACGCAGCGUGCAGGCCACACACGCCAGCCAUCGCCCUACACAUACCACCACCCACACCCACACACAAAAGUCAGCGUGUUGCGUGACCAGAUUACUGCACUUGAAGCAAUGCUGUGGCGCUUCGGCCCACAGUGAUCGUGUUCCUUUUAACCGUUGACAGCACAUCUAUUCCUGACGCGGUCCGGCGAGGCCUUGGGAAGCGUGAUGACUCGACUAAAAUCCUCUUGUACGGACAAAAUCUAUUAACCUACCUACCUUUUAAUUGACUUCUUAGCUGACAUCACAAUAAAAUGAAGGAAUGGA